Molecule: messenger RNA, 891 nt
Organism: Diatraea saccharalis (sugarcane borer)
Lineage: Eukaryota; Metazoa; Arthropoda; Insecta; Lepidoptera; Crambidae
Source: the annotation of a GenBank genome assembly
CUCUGCUACUUGGUCUGUGAUCGUGAGUUGACAAGUUUGAAAAGGUUAGCAAGUUUUGUUUGCGGUGUAGUGUAUUACUUGCUUAAUUUGAUAAUAAUUUACUUUCUGUCCCUAAAAUAUGUCGAACAUCAACUUACAAUGCCUGUUAGGAAUACAGUGCAAUGAUUUCGUUAUGAUAGCUGCAGAUCAAACGAAUAGUCAUAGUAUUAUGGUUAUGAAAGAUGACGAAGAAAAGAUCUACAAGAUAUCAGAUAGAUUGGUAAUGGGAGUGAUCGGUGACUCUGGCGACACCACUCAAUUUGCCGAAUACAUAGCAAAAAAUAUACAGCUGUACAAAAUGCGUAAUGGUUAUGAAUUGGGCCCUACAGCAGCUGCAAAUUUCACUCGUCGCAAUCUAGCAGAGUACCUUAGGAGCAGCACUCCAUAUUUUGUCAAUGUUCUUAUGGGUGGUUAUGAUAAAGAGAAUGGUCCUGAGUUAUACUUUAUGGAUUAUCUUGCUUCAAGUAUGAAGGUCCCCUUUGCAGCUCAUGGUUUUGGUGGCUAUUUGAGUUUGAGUAUCAUGGAUCGUUACCACAAAAAAGAUGCAACUGAACAAGAGGCAUAUGAAAUAUUGAAGAAGUGUGUACAGGAAGUGCACAAGAGACUUUUUGUUAGUCUGCCCAACUUCCAAGUAACUGUGGUCAACAGGGAUGGAAUCAAAGUCCUCCCUGUGAUUGAUUCUGCAUCUUUGAAGUAAUUUUUUAUUUUUUAAGGUUAAAUAAAUACUUUUGUCUAUAUGUUUAUAUUUUUUUACACCUAUUAAGAUAAUAAGGUAUUAUUAUACUUUGGUUCUACUUGAAGUUUAUAAAUCAUAUAGGUAUAACCAGGAUCUUAAAUAAAACUUUAUUAAUA